Messenger RNA from Tigriopus californicus, 6258 nucleotides. RefSeq names its product serine/threonine-protein kinase par-1-like. The transcript is spliced from 6 exons. NCBI's taxonomy places the organism in Eukaryota, Metazoa, Arthropoda, Copepoda, Harpacticoida, Harpacticidae. Gene Ontology annotation, biological process: protein phosphorylation; microtubule cytoskeleton organization; intracellular signal transduction. Gene Ontology annotation, molecular function: tau-protein kinase activity; ATP binding; protein serine/threonine kinase activity. The record is from RefSeq and is a predicted model, not a curated record. The coding region runs from base 1781 to 5452 and encodes 1223 amino acids. Gene Ontology annotation, cellular component: cytoplasm.
AGCGCCCACUUGGACAGCCUUUGAAAGAGAGGGGGAGGAUCAGAAGGAACAGGGAGACUUGGAACAAUUGGAACGAGUCGGGUGAAGGCCAACAAGGAGCGUAAACUACGAAUACCGUUCUUGGGCACGGAGCGUUGCCGUUGAGUGAGCUUAGGAAGAAGAAGCCCCCCAAGAAGAGGAAGUGGUAAGGAUUGCUUGCCAAUGGCCACCAAGUCUAGAAGUCCUUGGUGAAAUUUUCGGAGAAAAAACAACGACUUCUUAUUCGCAGAGUCCAUCUACACGAAUAGAUCCACUUUUUUUCUCUGCUAAGAAGGCCGAGGUCCAUUGAUCGAGCAGAAAGAGUAGUAGAAUGGAUUGAAAGGAAAAUAGCUACUGGAACAGUGAAGCAGGCUUGAGCACGGGGUUUGACUUGUGUUUGACCAUUUUCAAACCAGAUGCUCUCUAAUGAUUGCAUCUCUUUUGGUUCUCAUCUCUCCCGAGACCAAGACAGGCCGACUAAAAGCCCAGUUUCCUGCAAAACAGUACAAAUACACUUUUCGUGUGACAUUGAACUACUGAUAGGAGUUACUUAUGUUCAGAACGAGCACGAGUGGCAAAGGUGGGAAGUGGGAAGUGGGAACAGCUUGUCGGCCACCCAUUGACAGUCAUGCCCUAAGGCGCAUGGCUUGAUUGUUCCCCAGCUGCCCCACGUGUCUGGAAGCAAGUGGGGCGAAGGAAAGACCCACGUCAACCCUGCCGGGGGGAAUCCACGACCCAGUCAGUCUGUCACAUUAAUGACAGUGAAGACGGAGGAGGGCCGACAUCACAAAGGCAAGAGGAUACGACGGCCUCCAUCCUCCGGCCUGGCGGGCGAAUCAAGAGGGAACAGACCCUCAAAGUACUACCAGAAACAGUAAACAGAAUAGUAGUAGCGGUAGUAGUAGCAGUAGUUGCAGUAGUAGUAGCAGCAAUGGGAUAAGAACUAGUAGUAGUGCACUAGUGAUAACAGGCAUUGGCUGCGAAAGUGAGUGUGAGUCUUCCUGUCUCUCUUACUCUGCGUCUCGUACUCUCCACACGAUUUCGUUGUUUGCCCGUGCACGUAUGUGUUAGGGCCUCUGUGAGUGCGCACGCACCACAUCUCACAGCUGAGUCUCUCGUGGAAGGACGAGAACACGGCAGAGUCCGCUUGUUCAAAAGCACAAAACUACGAGAUCUUGGAGUGGCAAUAGACCACCAGGCCCAGGAGCGCGCAGACGAUUAAGGGCACUACUCGUCCUCCACUCUAGUAGCACUCUCUGUGUACAUGCGAUUUUCAGUGUGCUUCAGAGGAUGACUCCCGAUGAGAAGGUUGGAGGGGAGGUGGACGAAGAGAACACAUAACAAAAAUGGUGUCAGUUCCCUAUCAAAGGCUGAAGGCCUCACAACAUUGGGUCAAGACCAACGAUGGGAAAAUAAACUUUGUUCGCCACCCUCCGUCAUGUCUUGACACCCAAAGAAGAAGGUCAGUGAAUAAUCGUGUCGUUAGUGCCAGGGUGGGUCAAGGCCUCCAAAGCUGGGCAUCACAGUGGCGACAAGCCAGACAUUUCGCCAUUCGUCCUUGUCAUCGUCAUUUGUCACCAUUUCUAAUUCCGGGAUCCACCCACCCACACCCUACUCCGUCCAACUCAUCCCCCCUACCCCACCGAGUACGCCCCUUCGACAGCACCGGCAACGGCAACACUUCAAGACUGAUCGCAAGUCCCCACCCCCAUUCGGUGCCAGUGCUAGCCCGCACACCAGUCCUCAGCGGCAACUCGCCAAAAUGGUUACGAGGGUGAAACUCAUGGAACAACAACACCAGCAGCAGCAGCAACAUCAACAACACCAACAACAUAAAGAAAGACCACAAAAUUCGACGUCCAGGCCAUACCGGGUGGCAUCGGUGGGCAGCAUGGCACAGGACUCGAAAAAUGUGAGGAAUAAUAUCAAUGCAACGACGGACCGUUUGCUCAAACCCCACAAACCGCCCGUAGAACAUUGUGAUAAUGUCGGAGAGACUAGCUCCCGACGGCCUCAACACCCCUCUGCGGGUCCAUCUCCCAUCGGAUCUGAGUCUCUCCCACCAACUAAUCCCUACCCUGACCCUGAACAAACAGGAGAUUCUAGUGCCACCGGUGUGAUUACGAGUGAUACUUCCAGCACUUCAAAACCCACCCCGACAGCAACCACAACCAAAUCAUCCCAAGGGAAAACAGCAGCUGGCUCAGCCAAUCCAACUUCCAGCCACAGUCCACCUCCUGCCUUACAGAUUUAUGAUAUUGUGCGAACCAUUGGCAAGGGCAACUUUGCAGUAGUGAAAUUAGCUCGACAUCGAAUGACAAGAACCGAGGUGGCUAUUAAGAUCAUAGACAAGAGCAAGUUGGAUAAGGCCAACUUGGAAAAGGUCCACAGAGAGGUGGAAGUCAUGAAACUCUUGGACCAUCCGAACAUCAUCAAGCUCUACCAAGUGAUGACUUCAGAGAGCAAGAUCUACAUCGUGUCCGAAUACGCCCCCAAAGGCGAGAUUUUUGACUACAUAGCUGAGUACGGUCGGAUGUCGGAGCAACUAGCCCGACGGAAGUUCUGGCAAAUCAUCCAGGCUGUGGAUUAUUGUCACCAAAGACGCGUGGUGCAUCGGGACCUGAAGGCCGAGAACCUCUUGCUCGACGCGGAUAUGAAUAUCAAGGUGGCUGACUUCGGGUUCUCCAACUUCUUCAAAUCCGAAGACUGGCUUACCACUUGGUGUGGAUCUCCUCCCUACGCCGCUCCGGAGGUCUUCGAGGGCAAAAAGUACAAAGGCCCGGAAAUCGAUAUCUGGAGUUUGGGCGUGGUCUUAUACGUUCUGGUUUGCGGUGCUCUGCCAUUUGAAGCACCGGACCCGCCUUCACUCCGAGAUCGCGUCGUUCGAGGAACUUUCAAGAUACCCACGUAUAUGUCAAAUGAAUGUGCGUCACUCAUUCAGAAGAUGCUGGUCCGGGAUCCCAAGAAACGCUACACCAUUUCAAUGAUCAAACGGGAUCCCUGGAUGAGAGUCGAAGUGCCCGAAAGCGAGAUGCAUGCGACCACUGAGGGCGAAGCUGGCGAUCUCAACCCUGAGCGUGCCGUGAAAAGUGGCCGCAAAUGUGAUAUGCCCAUCAACGAGAAAUGCAUCAAGAUCAUGGGUGACUUGGGCAUCGACACGAAUGCCACCAAACAGGCUGUGAAAAAUGAGGUUUACAAUCACCACGCGGCUAUUUACUUCCUUAUCCUUGACAUUUACAAUAAAGCCAAUAAGCCAGGCAGCUCGGGAAUGUGUUCAGGAAAAGCACGUCAUCGACAGCAACAGACAAUAACAACAUCAAUGGGACCGCCUCCUCAAGCAACAACAACUUCAGAGGCCCCUCACUCACAGCUCAGGCCCAAUCGGCCAAGACCUUCACAACUGCAGACUAAGAAUCCAAGGGCCUCACCCUCCCGACAUUUCUCCCUUGGAUCCGACGAGGUCGAACACCAUGGACGUCGACCAAGUUCUGUGGCGGAGCAGGUUCUUUCGGAGAGCAAUCGGCUUCAAAUUGCUCAAUUGGCAGCCAACCAUGCGAGACUUCAGCCCGGAAAUUUGGACGCUUCCAGUCACCCAACUCAGAGUGGUAGUCUCCAGCCCCAAACCCUUUGGCAGGCCUCCCCGUCUAUGAGACCUUCAUCCCAAAUGGAUGGCGAUGUCAACGCUCUUAGAAUGCAAUCUCCCUCAGGAAUGGUGGCCACGGAGUACGAUUGUAACAAUUGCAAAGAACCAAUUUUAGAAAACACAACCAGUACCACUACAUGUGUCAAAUGCGCUCGUCUUCGAACCAGACGAAGAAACUUUGCCCACCCGACCAUGCUAUGGUCAAACCAGAGUGCCACUACCACCUUUGCUGGCCGGGAUCACUCAGCUCCGCUUCCCCAACAAUACUUGUUUUGUUCCGAAGAACGAACUCGGGGACCUCAUGACAGCCGAGAUAGCGGCGUAAGCACCGGAAGCAGCCAAGAUUACGGAGAAUGCACCCCACCUAUUGAAAAAAGUUUAGGCUUUCCAAGGUUCCCAGCCCGCGUCGGAUCUUCUGAUCGGCCCAGCGUACCUAUAUCCCAAGUUAUGCGAAAACUCUCCGAGGUGGAAGGUAUAGCCCCGGCUAAUAUGAUGUUGAGGUCAUCUGUAGAUGAAGGGGUCGAAUUUGAACAUGGAUCUGAGUCAGCUUUAUCAGACUUGGGCUCGGCUCAAGCCCGACGACAGACCCUGAGCCACAUGGCCUCCUUCGACUCAUCAAGCUUGGGUUCCUAUUCGGGGAGUUUCCAUCAAGGAUUUAACGAAGCCAUCAGCUGUUACAGAGAUUCGCCGGGAGGAAGUUUUACCAGCACCGACUCCUCCUAUCCUUACGAGAGCUUUGAAGACGGUUUGGCCAUCGGCGAGGCUGAUCUGAAUCUACCCUUGCCCACUGGAGGAGGGUCUCUCCCUCUGCCAGUAUCGAGUCAACAAGAAAGUAACUCGGAUGGGGCCACUGGAAUAGGUUUUUCCGAUUGUCAAGGAUUCUUGACCAUGGACUUGCCGUCGAAUUACUUAAAAGUCCCCAACCAUGGGACUGACCGUCAUCUUAUGAGGUCCCCUGUGCAUUUCAGAGAGGGCCGAAGAGCUUCAGAUGGUCUCUUAAGUCAGCAUAUGUCAACUUUCAAUGACAGAAGUAAAUCUCAAGGCUAUUCUGAGUUGCAACUGGUUCACGAGGAGCACCGGGCACUCCAGAACCGAUUUGGUGUGCCAUCCGCGAGGGUUUCAAUUUCACCGGAUGGAUCUAGCCCAGCCGCAGUUCGUCAAAGGAAAGGAAAUACCGUUCUCGCCCAUCGACCUUCAAUAUCAAAGCGCAUCAGUGUGCCAGAAAACUUUACCUAUUUCCCCAGUCCAGCAAACCAAACAGCCCCUGGGAGUUCCACUGAUCUCCAACACUUGCCGGCCAAACAAAACCUAGCCCAUCAACUCCUCCAACAACGAUUGCAGCUUAAACGCCAUCCCUCCAAGCCACCUCGUUUGUUUUCAGCAGAUGGUUCAGCCGCCAAUCGCCGUAGAACGGCCCUCUCAGCCCGCCAAGCCUCGAAAUACUCGCAACAAGUGGCUGGGGUUAAUAAGCCGUACCUGCCGUCACAAGAGCCGUUUCUAUCUGGUCAAGUAGGAGCCGGUGUUCCAGGGGGAGAGUUUCUUUUCCAACCUAUCGUUGAAGAUGAAUAUGGCUUGGACGACCUCUUACCCAGUGGUAGCCAUGACGGGGUUGAUGACACUCUCGGAUCCAAUUCGAUGUCUUCAGAGACCCAAUGGCACACCCUACCAUCAUACAUGCAACAAACCUGCCACCUAGGCCAAGAGGAUUCGCCGCCACCUCCGGCCCCACCUGAACCGGAUAUUCUUAUUAGAGAUACAACAGAAACUAUGGACACCCUAUCUCCUAAUUGAAAGCAAAAUAACUUUGUUCAAUACAAGGGGGUGACCACAUUAAACACAAUUUAGGCGUUCAAGUGCCAUGUGAAAUGGACCCAAAGACAAUAUUCGUAGUCGAAGAAACCUUACACAAGUUUGAUUUGCGAAUUCAAGUUGGAGGUCUACCAUCCCAAUUUGUAUUUGAUAUCUACAAUUUUGAUUGACCCCUUGUGCUGCCGGUGGAUCCCUGUCAAUACUGUAACGGGUGCUUCUGCAUGAUGUAUGGACGAUUGCCAUUCUUCACCCGUGCGAUUACUUAUUUGGUAUAUUUAAUUGUCACAAAUUAGCCUACCUGAGCACCAACUUAAAAACACAUUGUUUCAAAAGACCUCAAUGAGCCUGCUCAAGGAGAUAUCUGCCUUCUUAGCAUUCAAAUUCCACACAAAUACCAUGGCCAUUGUAACCAAUGCUCUGGCCUCAUUGGCAAAGCAUCAGAAUGUGGUUUUUAUGUUAUUACACUUAUUUUGGAUCCCCUUAAGAUUGUUAUACAAUCUCACCACUUGCGAUUGAACGAAAAUGUCAAGUACAGUUGAGAUGAGAAUGUCAUUGUGCCAUGGAAAAGAUGCGAAAAAAUGCGUAACGUACUAUAUUUAGAAAGUUAAAGAAGUUAUAGAACAUGAAUAUGCUUUCCUAGUCAAGAAUUCGUGAUCGUGAUGAAUUAAUUAGUCAAACAAUUGCCAUAUACCAUUUGAAUGAUGAAACAGAAACCAAAAAAUCCAAAUUACACUUGCAAGCCGAAAUAAAUUAUAUUUAUACACCUGAUCAAAAGAGAUUUUAUUUUA